CCUCCCUGCGCCCUCCCUCCCUCCCUCCGCGCUCAGAACACUCAAUGUCGGAACGUUCCGAAGAUGACGUCGGAGCGUUCUCGAAUCCCGUGUCUCUCGGCUGCUGCUGCCGAAGGAACAGGGAAAAAGCAACAAGAAGGAAGAGCAAUGGCGACACUGGAUCGCAAAGUGCCCAGUCCGGAGGCGUUUCUGGGCAAACCCUGGUCCUCCUGGAUCGACGCCGCCAAAUUGCACUGCUCCGACAAUGUAGAUUUAGAAGAGGCUGGAAAAGAGGGUGGAAAAAGCAGGGAGGUUAUGAGGCUUAAUAAAGAAGAUAUGCACUUAUUUGGCCAUUACCCAGCACAUGACGACUUCUAUCUCGUGGUGUGCAGCGCCUGUAACCAGGUCGUGAAGCCGCAGGUUUUCCAGUCGCACUGCGAGAGAAGACACGGUUCGAUGUGUAGACCCUUUCCCUCUCCAACGUCUCCGGCCUCCACUCCCAAGACAUCCCUAGCACAGGUGAAAACAAAAGCCUGUCUCGGCGGCCAUAACUCUGCCAGCAGCACCUCAAAGCCAUUCAAAACGCCCAAAGACAAUCCACUUACCUCCAGCAGCAAACAGCACACGGUCUUUUCUGCGAAGGGAUCACGAGAUAAACCAUGCGUUCCGGUUCCUGUAGUCAGUUUAGAGAAAAUUCCUAACCUAGUGAAGGCAGACGGUGCCAAUGUCAAGAUGAACUCCACAACCACUACUGCGGUCACCGCCGCCGCCGCCUCUGCUGCCAUCUCCGCCCCACCUUUAAUUAAGCCCAUGUUGAUGUCCAAGUCAGUGCCACCUUCGCCAGAGAAGAUCUUAAAUGGCAAAGGAAUUCUAUCAGCCGCCAUAGACAAGAAACACCAAAAUGGCACCAAAAAUAGCAGCAAGCCCUACAGGAGACUUUCAGAGAGAGAAUUUGACCCAAAUAAACACUGUGGAGUAUUGGAUCCCGAGACAAAGAAACCUUGCACAAGAUCCCUCACCUGCAAGACGCACUCGCUAAGCCAUCGGAGGGCAGUCCCGGGCCGGAGAAAGCAAUUUGACCUCCUCCUGGCGGAACACAAAGCCAAGUCCCGGGAAAAAGAAGUGAAAGAUAAAGAGCAUCUCCUGACCUCCACACGGGAAAUACUCCCCAGCCCAUCCGGGCCGGCCCAGGAUUCUCUACCAGGAUCCUCGGGGAGCUCCGGGCCAGAACCGAAAGUCGCGUCCCCUGCGAAAUCGAGGCCACCUAACUCUGUCCUUCCCAGACCAUCCUCUGCAAACAGCAUAAGCAGCAGCGCGUCUUCAAAUCACAGCGGCUACACUCCAGAGCCUGCCGUGGCCCUGGUCGGAGGUGACCUCGCCAGCCGCCUGUCCAGUGAUGAAGGGGAGAUGGACGGAACUGAGGAAUCUGAGAAGUUAGACUGUCAGUUCUCAACGCACCACCCCAGACCUCUUGCGUUUUGCUCAUUCGGGAGUCGCCUCAUGGGACGAGGGUACUAUGUGUUUGAUAGAAGAUGGGAUCGUUUUCGAUUCGCACUAAACUCCAUGGUAGAAAAACACUUGAACUCACAGAUGUGGAAGAAGAUCCCUCCUGCGGCAGAUAGCCCCAUGCCCUCGCCAGCAGCCCACAUCACCACCCCCGUGCCAGCAUCCGUUUUGCAGCCUUUCAGCAACCCCAGUGCUGUGUAUCUGCCUUCAGCUCCCAUCAGCUCGAGACUCACCUCUUCUUACAUAAUGACAUCAGCCAUGCUCUCAGACGCAGCUUUUGUGGCAUCGCCGGACCCGCGCGUCCUCAUGUCCCACACCCCAGCUUUCCCCCAUGUGGCCACAACCCUCAGCAUCAUGGACUCAACCUUCAAGGCCCCAUCCGCCGUGUCCUCGGUGCCAGCCGUCAUCCCUUCCCCAUCCCACAAGCCAUCCAAAGUCAAAGCCAGCAAAUCCUCCAAAGUCAAGGACCUGUCCGCCCGUAGCGACGAGUCUCCAAGUAACAAAAAGAGGAAGCCGCAGCCUUCGACUUCCUCCUCCUCCUCCUCCUCCUCCACCACCUCCUCCUCCUCCUCCUUGUCCCUGCAGACCUCCCUCGCGUCUCCAUUGUCAGGGCCCCACAGAAAGAACUGUGUGCUGAAUGCCAGUUCAGCUUUGAACUCCUAUCAGCCGGGCCCUCCCUACAACAGUCUGUCUGUGCACAACACAAACAAUGGCGUGAGCCCACUCGGUGCCAAACUGGAGCCCUCAGGACGGACCCCGCUGCCCGGCGGCCCCGCGGACCUAGUGAGACAGGUGGGCGCUGUGGGCGGCAGCAGCGACUCCUGUCCCCUCUCUGUGCCCUCCCUCGCGCUCCACGCGGGGGACCUCUCUCUGGCCUCACACAAUGCCGUGUCUUCUCUGCCCCUCUCUUUUGACAAAUCAGAAGGAAAAAAGCGUAAGAACUCGAGUUCUAGUAGCAAAGGCUGUAAGAUCACUAAAAUGCCUGGUAUGAAUAACGUUCACAAAAAGAACCCGCCCGGCCUGCUGGCCCCGGUGCCGGACCCCGGUAACAGCACCUCCUCUCGGCAGGUUGGGAAAAAUAGCAGCCUAGCUUUGUCACAGUCCAGCCCUUCGAGCAUAUCCAGUCCAGGACACAGCCGACCGAAGAACACAAACAGACCUGGCAGGAUAAGGACUCUUCCAUAACAAGACUGUGAAGCCACUUCCAAACCACUUCCUGGCUUCCUGGUCGCGCCUCGGGAGGCCGCGGCGGGAGGAGGGGGAGGGGACUGGGCCGUGGGAGAGAAGCUGUUUUCCCGUGCCCUACCUGUGGCUCUGGCCUUUUCUUCUUCUCCUAAAUUUUUGAAAAAUUAGCAAAUUUUUAUUUUCGAAGAAAAAGGCAAGAGACCGUGAAUCUGAUACUUGCAGCAAACAAUGCCAGUGUUUUGUUUCCGUUGUCUUUCCUUCCGUUUACCACGCGUAUACAUCUUCCACAUGCGGGGGUCCCUCCCCGGCUCCUGAUGCUGCUACGGCACCCCGUUGUUUUGCUGCAGCCCGGACGGCAGACGUGGCAGAGUGUCACUUCCGGGCCUGCUCCAUCUAAAGCUCUUGACCUUUAGCACCUGCAGAACACUUUGCUUCCUGGUCCUCUCCCACCCCUUCCCUUCCAGCUUCCACCUGCCACUCCCUGGGUCCCCGCUGCUCUUCAGAAGGAGCUGGCUGUCACAGGUCCCUCCAGACAGCACGCUGGGGAGCUGAGAGCAGGGGAGUGGGGUGCUCUCAUCAGGUUUCUGCAGCCCACCAUGGCUGGAGCCCAAUGCUGGGGGCAGCAUAGAGAACCGGCCAUUUGAUGGUGUGGUUUAUCCAAUGUCACUUCCAGCUAAGCAGCUGGGUCAGGGACAGGGGCUGCAGUGGCCUGGCAGGGUGGCAGGAAGCAGAGCAUGAGGGGUAGAGGACCAUAACCCACCAAAGACGGUGAGAACUGAAUACCUGUGUUAGGAGUCCACUCUGCAGAGUCCAUCCUGGGGUGCGGAGCUGAGUGAGCCAGAGAGAGAGAGGGAUGUCAGGCAGCCACUCCCUGGGGACCACUGCUGCUAACGGCCCUCCAGCAGCUGUCCAGGCUUCUGGGGGGUGGUUAAUGUGUUGAAUCCCUUGGGAAAAUCAGCGCUAGCAUUUCCUGUCCUCCCCAAGCCCCCUGCACUGCCAUGGCACCCGACUCAGAACCAGCCGUCCCAGAAGGAACCACUUGGAAGAGCCAGGGACAUUGGAGCCCCGCAGCUGUAGAACUGAUCACACUGGAGUUUUGAAAAGAACCAGCAAUACCAUAAGCUCUGGCAGGCAGUGGUAAUCAGGUUGGGGAUCGCGGUAGGAACUAGGUGUUCUGCGCCAGCCAUGUAGGCUCUUAGCCCAAGACACAGCAGGGAUGCUGGGAGGGCUUGCCCCAGCCUCAGGUCCCACGUGAGUGCACUGCUCGUGGCCUCGCUGGGCACAGGCCUCAUCCGCACCCGGAAGAUUCUCUUUCUGCCCCCUCCCCCAGCCCAAAGAUGAGACUACUGCUAAGCUUCACCACGCAAUCCGAAUCCGCAAAGACCCGAGGCAGGUGGAGUGCUUUGCCUCCGUGGAAUUGCACUGACAGUGUUUCUUAGAGGAUUUCAAACCUUUUUAAUAUGAAAUGAAGAUGUUUUUAAAAUCAGGAGUUGCUAUCAAAUACCAGGACAUGAGUUCAGAUGAUUUCAUUUUUAUUUCUACAGUGUUAAAAGUGCACUUAGAUGCUGGCUUAUUUAUGUCUUGGGGGAAAAAAGGAAAAGACUACAAACUGAAGGGAUGAAUGUUACUUUUUCUUCUUAAAAAAAAACUUAAGGCAGAUUUUAAGACUUAUAAAUGUUUAAGAAAUUAUAAUAAGGUUAGACCCUUUGGAAAAAAAAAGUUUAGAAGAUAUUCUUAAAGUAAAUUUUUAUAGUGUUAAUUUUGUAAUAAUUUAUGUUUUACUAUAUUGCAGAGCUAACUGACCAGAAUAGUUUCAGAAACAAUAUGAAACUUAGGAAAGUUUAAGCAAUGUUUCUAUUUUUAAAAACGUUCUUUGAAUUAUGUUUUUAUUGUACAUUUCUUCAGACUGAAAAGUGUGUACAUAUCUUUGUUAUUUUUUGCACAACUUUUGUCUCGUUUGGUUUUAGAAGUCUUGUUUUUUUAUAAUUUAUUUUGAGUUGGAAAACUUUCAGGAGUAAAAAACAAAACAAAAUCUCAGCAACAGAACCCGCUGAUCUACAAACUCUUGCACUCAGAGAGGGGGUACAAGGUGGCACGAUGAAGCGGCUGCUUCUGCGAAAAAUGCCCGGACAGGGACUCCCGGGGCGGGUCAGUGGGUUCCAACAUCUUCCUCUCCACGUCUCGCCUGGGAAGCUGGACUCGAGAGGCUCCCCACCGAACGCUGCUUACACCGCUGAGAGACCGGCUCUGACCAAGGUGAGGACAUUUCUGGAAAACCGAGCAAAAAGGGAAACCCUCCCUCCCCCCACCCCGCCGUACUUCCUCCUUUGCCACCCUCCCCAGGUUUACGUUACGGCGCUGGACUGAAGACUUGCGGCUUGGAAACAGAAGGCAGAGCUGAGGUGUUCUUUGGGUUUGAUUUCUCGGAGUUCGGCCGGACCAGACCGCGAGAAAGCGGUCCGAGGGGGAGGUCUUCGGUGGUCUUCCGUGGCGCGCGCCCCGGGUGCUGGGUGCUCGGUGCUCGGUCUGCCCCGCCGGGCCCCCUGACUGCGCACACCCCCGUCUUGCCUGAAGAGCUCCUGACGUCCUGUCGCCAGCGUCAAGGCCCGAAAGCUCUGGCUGUUAAGCAUCACGCAGCGCGUAGACCUGUCAGCCAUAAAACAAAAACAAGCGACCUGGAUAACUUGUAUGCCUUCUUUUGUAUCGACGUUCCAAUUGUAAAUAACUCGGAUCGACCUUUGUAGAGAAUAGUUUAUACAGCAUAUUCUAUUAUUGCUGAUUCUCAGUGAACUCUUGUUUUGAAAAGGAAAAAAAAGAAAUUUUCUAUUGACACCUUAUAUUUUGUUAUGCUGUCGGCCCAUGGCACUUUAACAGAAACUCUGUGGGUUUUACGUAGCUGGUCCGUCAUGGGGUAGAUUAAAUAACUCUUGUCACACA
Molecule: messenger RNA, 5607 nt
Organism: Lepus europaeus (European hare)
Lineage: Eukaryota; Metazoa; Chordata; Mammalia; Lagomorpha; Leporidae
Gene: ATXN7L1
Product: ataxin 7 like 1
Exons: 12
Coding region: 64-2670 (868 amino acids)
Source: RefSeq, a predicted model, not a curated record